UAUCGGGCCCUGAUCUGCCUUGAGGAGCCUGUGGAAUUAAAAAAUGAACUCCACGGAUGUAGCAGACACCACGCCAGAUGAAAGCAUAUACAGCAAUUACUACCUGUAUGAAAGCAUGCCCAAACCUUGCACCAAAGAAGGUAUCAAGGCCUUUGGGGUGCUCUUCCUGCCUCCACUCUACUCCUUGGUCUUUCUGUUUGGUCUGCUUGGAAACUCCGUGGUGGUUCUGGUCCUACUCAGAUACAAGCGCCUCAGGUCCAUGACUGACGUGUACCUGCUCAACCUUGCCAUCUCGGAUCUGCUCUUCGUAUUUUCUCUCCCUUUCUGGGGCUACUAUGCUGCGGACCAGUGGAUUUUUGGACUAGGCCUGUGCAAGAUUAUUUCCUGGAUGUACUUGGUGGGUUUUUAUAGUGGCAUAUUCUUCAUCAUGCUCAUGAGCAUCGAUAGAUACCUGGCCAUUGUGCACGCUGUGUUUUCCUUGAGAGCGAGGACCUUGACUUACGGGGUCAUCACCAGUCUGGCUACAUGGUCAGUGGCUGUAUUUGCCUCUCUUCCUGGCCUUCUGUUCAGUACUUGUUAUACUGAGCGAAACUAUACCUACUGCAAAACCAAGUACUCUGUCAACUCCACGACGUGGAAGGUUCUGAGUUCCCUGGAGAUCAACAUUCUGGGACUGGUGAUCCCCCUGGGGGUCAUGCUCUUUUGCUACUCCACGAUCAUCAAGACCUUGCAGCACUGUAAGAACGAGAAGAAGAACAAGGCGGUGAAGAUGAUCUUUGCCGUGGUGGUCCUCUUCCUUGGGUUCUGGACGCCUUACAACAUAGUGCUGUUCCUGGAGACCCUGGUGGAGCUGGAAGUCCUUCAGGACUGUACCUUUGAAAGAUACCUGGACUAUGCCAUGCAGGCCACAGAAACCCUGGCUUUUGUUCACUGCUGCCUUAAUCCAGUCAUCUACUUUUUUCUGGGGGAGAAAUUUCGCAAGUACAUCAUACAGCUCUUCAAAACCUGCAGGGGCCCUUUUGUACUCUGCCAAUACUGCGGACUCCUCCAAAUUUACCCUGCCGACACCCCCAGCUCAUCUUACACGCAGUCCACUGUGGAUCAUGAUCUCCACGAUGCUCUGUAAAAAAGGAAAAUGCAAAUACAGCCAGUGAGCUUCCCGCGUGCAGAGCUUACUUGAAGUUGUAUUUUAGUAAGAGAUGCCUGAGCCAGUGUCAGGAAGAAGGCUUAACCUCCAUGGUAAAGAGACCCACCCUGCAGUCAGCUUCUCCUCUCCCAGCAGACCAGCCCAGCCCAGCAAAGGACUGAACAGUCCUUCCUCGCACAGACUUGCCUGCAGGGAUAAGUCAAUCCGAGGAGAAUUCUGGGCAGGGUUUCAAUGAGGUUGUGGAUAAUGCUGCAAGAGAAAGACCAUUCCCUUCUAACCAGAACUGACAGUGUUCUCCAGAGGGAAUUGGAGAGCACAGACUGAUGGAGUAAAUUGCUAUCUUCUGCCGUGGAAAAUGGGCUCUGCAAUCAAUUUCUAGCUUUUGUGGAACAAUACAGAAACUUUUGAUAUGCUGUCCUACUGUUUUUUCUGACAUCUCUGGGGCAUGUUAUAUUCCAUGCAGUCAGAAGUAUGUGGAAACAAUCAUGAAGUGAGGAUCUGGGUAAUUCUUUUAUUGUAAAGGAUUAUUUGCUAACUGAAGCCAAUUAUUUUUGUGCUAAUUAGAAGAGUAAGGAUAUGAAGACGUUAGUGUGCUUCGAUUUCCAAACAUGAAUUACAAGACAUUCAAAAUCCUAACAUAAUUGCAAAAAUUCAAACACAGUUUCCUUUGUGGACUUUUCUUUUUUUUCAUACAUUCAGGGUCUCACUCUGUCUCCUAGGCAAGAGUGCAGUGGCAUCAUCAUAGCUCACUGCGACCUGAUACUCCUGGGCACAAGUGAUCCUCCUGCCUCAGCAUCCCCAGUAACUAGGAGUACAGGAGCGCCCCACCAUGCCUGGCUAAUUUUUCUAUUUUUUUGUAGCAAUGGGGUCUCACUGUUGCUCAGGCUGGUCUUGAUCUUUGGCCUCAAGUAAAUCCUCCCAUGUCUGUUUCCCAAAGUGUUGGGAUUACAGGUACAAACCACUGCAUCUGACUCUGUUUUGUUUUAAAUAUAACAGAUGAAAAUUCAAAUUUUAAAAAUAACACAUAGCCCAAGAAUACAUUUGUUUGGGAUCUUUUGCUUGUUUAUAAAUAGUGCCUUCAAAAUUAAAAAUAAGGAGGAUUAGUAAAGUAUAACAAUACUUCCUUAAUCAUUUUGAAGCGCCUGCCAUCAAUUGAGGUAAGACUAAUCAACUAAAAGUUCUUGCUGAUGUGGUAAAAAAAAAAAAAUAGCUGUUAAACAAAUAUGAAAUUCUGAAGAAUGUCAUCUCUCUUAAAAUAUUGGCCCUGUCCUUGUUGUUUAACUUUCGGGUGACUCAAAAGCUUGGUCAGCCAUUUCUUACAAAUUAUUUUACUCAUCUCAAUCAUUUAUACCACUAAGAUCAAUUGCUAUCUCUGCCCUUACGGCUGUCAUUAGAAUUAAGCAAAGAUGUCAACAAGAUCUGGGAGACCUCUAAUUCCUCCCAAAACAAAAACGUAUCUCACAAGCGAUUUACUGAGUUAACCAGUUUCAAAUGCUUCAGUUAUAUUCACACCUUAUUGCAUGCUCUAUCUACAUUUAUGAAGAAUGCAUUUCCAGAAAAUUUUACUUUCAUAAAAGUGU
This is a messenger RNA of Nycticebus coucang (slow loris), 2727 nucleotides long. It is a transcript of the gene CCR4, whose product is annotated as C-C motif chemokine receptor 4. Bases 44 to 1126 code for a protein of 360 amino acids. Gene Ontology annotation, cellular component: membrane. The record is from RefSeq and is a predicted model, not a curated record. Gene Ontology annotation, biological process: immune response; G protein-coupled receptor signaling pathway; chemotaxis. Gene Ontology annotation, molecular function: C-C chemokine receptor activity. Lineage: Eukaryota; Metazoa; Chordata; Mammalia; Primates; Lorisidae. The transcript has a single exon.